AUGCACGAUGCAGAACCUGGUUUUAAACUGAAAAACUUGGAAGAACUGGCCAACGGACAUAAGAGCUCAUUUGGAAGUCCAAUAUUUUUCAAACCUUUGGGGGGGGGGAGCAGAACAAUGAAUCUUGACUCGCUCUCGCUGGCUUUGUCUCAAAUCAGCUACCUGGUGGACAAUUUAACAAAGAAAAACUACAAAGCCAGCCAGCAGGAAAUACAGCAUAUUGUUAAUCGUCACGGCCCUGAGGCAGACAGGCAUCUCUUACGCUGUCUCUUCUCCCAUGUGGAUUUCAGUGGCGAUGGUAAAAGCAGUGGCAAGGACUUUCACCAGACACAGUUUCUGAUCCAGGAGUGCGUGUCACUGAUCUCCAAACCAAACUUUAUCUCAACCUUGUGUUACGCCAUUGACCAUCCGCUACACUACCAGAAGAGUUUGAAGCCAUCGGCCCAUUUAUUUACUCAACUGAGUAAAGUGCUCAAGCUCAGCAAGGUUCAAGAGGUCAUUUUUGGGCUUGCGUUGCUUAACUCCAGCAACGUAGAUCUUCGAGGCUUUGCUGCACAGUUUAUCAAGCAAAAACUUCCAGACCUUUUGCGAUCAUACGUUGACGCAGAUCUAGGAGGAAGCCAGGAAGGUGGCUUCCAAGACAUUGCUAUAGAGGUCCUGCACCUACUGCUGUCCCAUCUGCUGUUUGGUCAUAAGGGGACUAGUGGAGUAGGGCAAGAGCAAAUUGACGCCUUCCUCAAAACUCUUUGCCGAGAUUUCCCCCAGGAACGCUGCCCUGUGGUGCUCGCACCACUGUUAUACCCUGAAAAACGGGAUAUUCUCAUGGACAGAAUCUUGCCAGACUCGGGGGAGUUAGCCAAGACCAUGAUGGAGAGUUCACUUGCAGAGUUUAUGCAAGAAGUCGGCUAUGGCUUUUGUGCCAGUGUGGAUGAAUGCAGAAACAUAAUCCUCCAGUAUGGGGGAAGAGAAGUGACUGCUAGUCAAGUGGCAAGGGUUCUGGGCAUGAUGGCUCGUACCCAUUCUGGUCUUACUGACGGUAUUCCAUUGCAGUCAAUCUCUGCUCCUGGAGGGGGUAUCUGGAGUGAUGGGAAAGAUAAGAAUGAUGCCUCUCAGUCACAGACUUGGAAUGUUGAGGUUCUGAUCGACGUCGUCAAAGAAGUGAAUCCCAACCUUAACUUCAAAGAGGUGACAUACGAACUGGACCACCCAGGCUUUCUCAUCCGCGACAGUAAAGGCCUUCAUAUUGUGGUGUACGGUAUUCAGAGGGGAUUAGGCCUUGAGGUCUUUCCUGUUGAUCUCAUCUAUCGGCCAUGGAAACAUGCUGAGGGUCAGUUGUCCUUCAUACAACACUCCCUGAUGAGCCCUGAAGUGUUUUGCUUUGCGGAUUAUCCUUGCCACACAGUGGCAAUUGACAUCCUCAAGGCACCGCCAGAAGAUGACAAUAGAGAAAUUGCCACAUGGAAAAGUCUUGACCUUGUAGAAAGUCUUCUUAGACUCUCUGAAGUGGGUCACUAUGAGCAGGUGAAGCAGCUGUUUACGUUUCCAAUAAAGCACUGUCCCGACAUGCUGGUGCUGGCACUGCUGCAGAUCUCAACAUCCUGGCAUCAACUUCGGCAUGAGCUCAUUUCAACAUUGAUGCCCAUAUUUCUGGGCAAUCACCCUAACUCUGCUAUAAUCUUGCACUAUGCCUGGCACGGUCAGGGACAGUCUCCUUCCAUCCGGCAGCUCAUCAUGCAUUCGAUGGCUGAGUGGUACAUGAGAGGAGAGCAGUAUGACCAAGCAAAGCUAUCCCGUAUCCUGGAUGUUGCUCAAGACUUGAAGUCUCUAUCAAUGCUUCUGAAUGGAACCCCAUUCGCCUUUGUCAUUGACCUUGCUGCACUUGCCUCUCGUCGUGAAUACCUCAAACUUGACAAAUGGCUGACAGACAAGAUUAGAGAACAUGGGGAACCUUUCAUCCAGGCAUGUGUAACAUUCCUUAAAAGACGUUGCCCUUCCAUUAUGGGUGGUCUGACCCCAGACAAGGAUCAACCAAAAAGCGCCCAGUUACCCCCUGAGACCCUGGCGACUAUGUUGGCAUGCCUGCAAUCCUGUGCUGGGAGUGUCUCACAAGAACUUUCUGAGACGAUACUGACCAUGGUGGCAAAUUGCAGUAAUGUCAUGAAUAAACCCAGACAGCCUCCUCCUGGGGUAAUGCCGAAAGGACGUGCCCCAAGCACCAGCAGCCUCGACGCCAUUUCUCCUGUUCAGAUGGACCCUUUGGCUGCGAUGGGAUCCCUCAACUUGGGAGGCACAGCCACAUCUCAUACUCAAAGCAUGCAAGGUUUCCCCACCUCAUUGAGCUCUGCCUUUAGUAAUCCCCAGUCUCCAGCAAAGGCCUUCCCACCAUUAUCGAAUGCCAAUCCAAGCACACCAUUUGGUGGUAUUGGCAGUUUGUCAUCACAGCUUCCUGGCAUGGAUUCUGGUCCUCUUGGUUCAGGAAUUGGCUCUGGUAUAGGCUCUAGUUUGGGGAUGCCAGCUGUUGGCACUGAUCCUUUCAGUACCAGAAAGAUGAGCACACCAGGCCUGAAUCCGCCUACAUUUCAGCAGACUGACCUAUCCCAGGUGUGGCCCGAAGCAAACCAGCACUUUAGUAAGGAGAUAGAUGAUGAAGCUAACAGCUACUUCCAGCGCAUCUACAACCACCCACCUCACCCUACCAUGUCUGUAGAUGAAGUGUUGGAAAUGUUGCAACGAUUCAAAGAUUCUACCAUCAAAAGAGAACGAGAAGUGUUCAAUUGCAUGCUGCGUAAUUUGUUUGAAGAAUACCGCUUCUUCCCACAGUAUCCAGACAAGGAAUUGCACAUUACUGCUUGCCUUUUCGGUGGCAUUAUUGAGAAGGGAUUGGUCACUUACAUGGCAUUGGGAUUAGCGCUGCGAUAUGUUCUUGAAGCCUUAAGGAAACCUUUUGGGUCCAAAAUGUAUUAUUUUGGAAUUGCGGCUUUAGAUCGGUUUAAGAACAGAUUAAAGGACUAUCCUCAAUAUUGUCAACACCUGGCAUCGAUUGCCCACUUCUUGCAGUUUCCUCACCAUUUACAAGAGUAUAUCGAGUAUGGUCAACAGUCACGGGACCCUCCAGUGAAGAUGCAGGGCUCCAUUACAACUCCCGGAAGUCUUGCCCUGGCCCAGGUGCAAGCACAGACCCAGCCUCAAGCACCUGGUGCCCCAAAAGUUCCCCCGCCUGGUCAGACUAGCACACUGGUCACUACUACCACCACUACCGCCACAGUAGCAAAGACCACCACCAUCACAAGGCCCACCCAAAGUGGCUUCAAAAAAGAUGUUCCUCCUUCUAUAAACACUACAAACAUUGACACCCUCCUUGUUGCCACUGACCAAAAUGAAAGAAUUGUAGAACCUCCAGAGAAUGUACAGGAGAAGAUAGCAUUCAUCUUCAACAACCUUUCACAAUCCAACAUGACUCAAAAGGUGGAGGAGUUAAAGGAAACUGUAAAAGAAGAGUUCAUGCCAUGGGUUUCGCAGUAUCUGGUGAUGAAGAGGGUCAGCAUUGAGCCUAAUUUUCACAGCCUGUAUUCCAACUUUCUUGACACACUGAAGAACCCAGAGUUUGUGAAGAUGGUUCUUACUGAAACUUACCGGAACAUAAAGGUUUUGUUGACGUCUGAUAAGGCAGCGGCCAAUUUUUCAGACCGCUCUCUGCUGAAGAACUUGGGCCAUUGGUUAGGCAUGAUCACAUUGGCUAAAAACAAGCCAAUACUCUACACUGAUUUGGAACUAAAAUCUCUUCUUCUGGAAGCGUAUGUCAAAGGCCAGCAGGAGUUGCUUUACGUGGUUCCAUUUGUGGCAAAAGUAUUGGAAUCCAGUCUCAGAAGUGUGGUUUUUAGGCCGCAAAAUCCAUGGACCAUGGCCAUAAUGAAUGUGCUCGCUGAACUGCAUCAGGAACAUGAUCUGAAGCUAAACCUUAAAUUUGAGAUUGAAGUGCUUUGCAAAAAUCUGUCAUUGGACAUCAAUGAUCUAAAGCCAGGAAACUUACUGAAAGAUAAAGAAAAACUGAAGACUUUGGAGGAGCAACUUUCUGCACCAAAAAAAGAGGCAAAACCUCCAGAGGAGCUGCUCCCUGUAUCAACUUCAGGAGACUUUGUGCCGUUUCCUGCACCACCAUCCACCCCAGCUGCCACCACUACAACUUGCACAACCACGGGUCCUCCAACACCACAAUUCAGUUACCAUGACAUCAAUGUAUAUGCCUUGGCUGGUUUAUCCCCACACAUUAACAUGAGUACCAAUCUGGCCCUUUUACAAGCCCACCCUCAACUCAAGCAGUGUGUUCGUCAGUCAAUUGAACGAGCUGUCCAGGAGUUGGUUCAUCCUGUGGUUGAUCGGUCAAUCAAAAUAGCUAUGACAACUUGUGAGCAGAUCAUCAGGAAGGAUUUUGCAUUGGAUUCUGAAGAGUCCCGAAUGCGGGUUGCUGCUCACCACAUGAUGAGAAAUUUGACCGCAGGCAUGGCCAUGAUAACCUGUCGUGAGCCUUUGCUCAUGAGCAUUGCAACAAACCUAAAAAACAACUUUGCAGCUGGGCUUAGGGCCCCAACACCUCAACAGAGAGAAAUGAUGGAAGAGGCUGCUGCUCGGCUUGCUCAGGAGAACUGUGAACUGGCAUGUUGCUUCAUUCAAAAAACAGCUGUGGAGAAAGCUGGGCCUGAAAUGGACAAAAGACUAGCCACGGAGUUUGAGCUCAGGAAACAUGCACGUCAAGAAGGGCGACGGUACUGUGAUCCUGUUGUUCUAACCUACCAGGCUGAACGGAUGCCUGAGCAGAUACGGCUCAAGGUUGGUGGAGUGGAUCCCAAACAACUGGCAGUCUAUGAAGAGUUUGCCAGGAAUGUUCCAGGUUUCUUGCCCAGUAAUGAUCUCUCUCAGCCCACUGGCUUCUUGGCUCAACCAAUGAAGCAACAGGCAUGGGCUACAGAUGAUGUUGCCCAAAUCUAUGAUAAGUGCAUGGCUGAUUUGGAGCAGCAUCUUCAUGCCAUUCCUCCAGCACUGGCAAUGAAUCCGUUAACUCAGGCUCUACGCAGUUUGCUUGAGGCUGUGGCAUUGGCAAGAAACUCUAGAGAUGGCAUUGCUGCUCUGGGACUACUUCAGAAGGCUGUGGAGGGUCUUUUGGAUGCGACCAGUGGUGCAGAUGCUGAUUUGUUACUGCGCUACAGAGAGUGUCACCUGCUGGUGCUCAAAGCCCUACAGGAUGGCCGUGCUUAUGGACCACAGUGGUGUAACAAGCAGAUUACCAGGUGUCUCAUUGAAUGCCGAGAUGAGUACAAGUACAAUGUCGAAGCAGUUGAACUUCUGAUAAGAAACCAUCUUGUGAACAUGCAGCAAUAUGACUUGCAUCUGGCACAGUCAAUGGAGAAUGGAAUGCACUAUAUGGCAGUUGCUUUUGCAAUGCAGCUGGUGAAGCUGCUGCUUGUGGAUGAACGUAGUGUGAGCCAUGUCACAGAGGCUGACCUCUUCCACACCAUAGAGACUUUAAUGAGGAUUUGUGCACACUCGCGGGCCAAUGCACCAGAGGGACUUCCACAGCUAAUGGAUGUUGUUCGAUCUAACUAUGAGGCAAUGAUAGAUCGAGCCCAUGGUGGGCCAAACUUCAUGAUGCACUCUGGAAUUUCCCAGGCGUCAGAAUAUGAUGAUCCUCCUGGCCUGAGGGAGAAGGCAGAAUAUCUUCUGAGAGAGUGGGUCAAUUUGUACCACUCUGCAGCCGCUGGACGAGACAGUACCAAAGCCUUUUCUGCGUUUGUUGGCCAGAUGCAUCAGCAGGGGAUCCUGAAGACUGAUGACUUGAUCACAAGGUUCUUCCGGCUGUGUACUGAAAUGUGUGUUGAGAUAAGCUAUCGUGCUCAGGCAGAACAGCAGCACAAUCCAGCAGCCAGUGCCGCAAUCAUCAGAGCCAAAUGUUACCAUAACCUGGAUGCCUUUGUGCGGCUCAUUGCUCUUCUGGUGAAACACUCUGGAGAGGCAACAAAUACUGUUACAAAGAUAAACCUCCUCAAUAAGGUGCUAGGAAUUGUAGUUGGAGUGUUGAUCCAGGAUCAUGAUGUGCGUCAGACUGAGUUCCAGCAGCUGCCAUACCAUCGCAUUUUCAUCAUGCUUCUUCUGGAGCUUAAUGCUCCAGAACACGUUUUGGAGACCAUCAACUUCCAAACACUGACUGCCUUCUGCAAUACUUUCCACAUCUUGAGACCUACGAAGGCUCCAGGGUUUGUUUAUGCUUGGCUGGAACUCAUAUCUCAUCGAAUUUUUAUUGCACGCAUGCUUGCCCAUACACCCCAACAGAAGGGUUGGCCUAUGUAUGCACAGCUACUGAUUGAUCUCUUCAAGUACUUGGCCCCAUUUCUGAGAAAUGUUGAGCUCAACAAACCUAUGCAAAUCCUAUACAAGGGAACCCUAAGAGUCCUCCUGGUCCUGCUGCAUGACUUCCCAGAGUUUUUGUGUGACUACCAUUAUGGCUUCUGUGACGUCAUCCCGCCGAACUGCAUUCAACUUCGCAACCUCAUACUCAGUGCCUUCCCACGGAACAUGAGGCUCCCUGACCCUUUCACACCCAAUCUCAAGGUGGAUAUGCUUAGUGAGAUCAAUAUUGCUCCUCGAAUUCUUACCAACUUCACAGGCGUCAUGCCUUCUCAGUUCAAGAAGGAUUUGGAUUCGUAUUUGAAAACUCGAUCACCAGUCACUUUUUUGUCCGAGCUGCGCAGUAACCUGCAGGUGUCUAAUGAGCCAGGAAACCGUUACAACAUCCAGUUGAUCAAUGCAUUGGUGUUGUAUGUGGGCACACAAGCGAUUGCUCACAUCCACAACAAAGGCAGCACUCCCUCAAUGAGCACCAUCACUCACUCUGCACACAUGGACAUCUUUCAGAACCUGGCUGUGGAUCUGGACACUGAGGGGCGGUAUUUGUUCCUGAAUGCUAUUGCUAAUCAGCUGCGAUACCCCAAUAGCCACACUCACUAUUUCAGCUGCACUAUGCUUUAUCUCUUUGCUGAAGCAAACACUGAGGCAAUCCAAGAGCAAAUAACCAGGGUCUUGCUGGAGAGGCUGAUUGUGAACAGACCCCAUCCAUGGGGUCUUCUCAUCACAUUCAUUGAACUGAUCAAGAACCCUGCCUUCAAAUUCUGGAGCCAUGAUUUUGUACACUGUGCCCCUGAGAUUGAAAAACUGUUCCAGUCUGUUGCUCAGUGCUGCAUGGGACAGAAGCAGGCUCAGCAAGUGAUGGAGGGCACUGGUGCAAGCUAG
Molecule: messenger RNA, 7281 nt
Organism: Knipowitschia caucasica
Lineage: Eukaryota; Metazoa; Chordata; Actinopteri; Gobiiformes; Gobiidae
Source: the annotation of a GenBank genome assembly